AUGCAUCUCUCUCCAGAAUGGGCGGAAUAUGCUAAAGCGACACCCCUGCCGGACCUUCAGGUCCCAACAACUGCGACCGAAGCCCAGGCCAUCCGUGGCUUCAUGGCGCAAUUCGAGGACCAAAUGAUGGCCACUGCAGACAAUACUGGACUGAGCGUAAGAGUAGUCUCGAUUCCUACAAGGGAUUCCCACAAGUUGCGGGCCUUAGUUUAUACGCCGGACGGUCCUGGGCAGUAUCCAGUGGUUCUAUACAUGCAUGGUGGCGGAUGGGUGUUGGGAAGACCAGAGACGGAUGAUAAGUCGGUUCGAGGAGUGUGUCGAAAAGCGAAGGUACUGGUCGUUUCCCUGGACUAUCGAUUAGCACCAGAGAAUCCCUGGCCCACCCCAGUGAAUGAUUGUGUUGAUGGAUUGAAGUGGGUCUUCGAAAACGCUCCCAGCAUACGGGGCGACGUAUCCAGAGGUGUCAUUGUGAGCGGCUUUUCCGCUGGGGGACAUCUCGCUGCUACCCUUGCCCUUCGCGCACUCAAGCGCAAGGUUCUGAUACCGAUUCGCGGAGUUGUGCUUCGGGCACCAAUGCUCAGUGAUUGGCGUGCGCUUUCAGCAUCGGAAGCCAGCGCUCUGAAAUCCCUCGAGGAAAACGCGCACGCGCCGGUCAUCAACACGGACAGCCUGAAACAGAUGAUAGCCAUUUACAAUGUUCCAGGAGACCGACUCCGAGAUCCUGAAGAGUUUCCCCUUCACUUGAGUGUCGAAGCUGCGAAAGGAUUUCCGCCCACAUUCAUUCAAGUAUCCCAAGCUGAUCCGCUUCGAGACGAAGGUCUUCUUUUUAAUCAAACGUUGAAAAAUGCAAGUGUUAAUACUCGGCUACACUACUACGAGGGGAUGCCUCAUGGGUUCCAUAUGCAUAACAUACCUACCGCAACUAAAGCGGAGGAGGAUUUAGCUGAUGGAUUUGAAUGGAUUCUUGACUUUGGCAAACCGGCUUGCUGA
This is a messenger RNA of Cladophialophora immunda, 990 nucleotides long. RefSeq lists its product as uncharacterized. The coding region runs from base 1 to 990 and encodes 329 amino acids. The transcript is spliced from 5 exons. Gene Ontology annotation, molecular function: hydrolase activity. Lineage: Eukaryota; Fungi; Ascomycota; Eurotiomycetes; Chaetothyriales; Herpotrichiellaceae. The record is from RefSeq and is a predicted model, not a curated record.